AUGGAAGAGUCAUGCAAUGUUCCAGAGGUUUCGGACAGUGCUUCGAUGGGUGUGCGUGACAUGGCCGGCGUUCUCUCGCUGCACGCUUUGUGUCUCAUCCUGGCCAUUGCCUUUUGGGCCUGUUGCAAGCUACAGCCACCGCCACGUCGUGAAAGCAUGGAUGAGCGGACGACAUUCAAAGCAUGCUGGUACGAAGCUGACGAAGAGUCAGCCUCAAGCAUUCCUGAGGAGGCGAAGGUCACACCGGCUGAGGUCGACAAGGCUUGUGACGAAGCUAUGGAAGCGCUUCAGCGCUGGAGACAGGUCAGACAAGCGUAUCAAGAUGCCUGA
Molecule: messenger RNA, 330 nt
Organism: Symbiodinium necroappetens
Lineage: Eukaryota; Dinophyceae; Suessiales; Symbiodiniaceae
Source: the annotation of a GenBank genome assembly